Molecule: messenger RNA, 4772 nt
Organism: Sorex araneus (European shrew)
Lineage: Eukaryota; Metazoa; Chordata; Mammalia; Eulipotyphla; Soricidae
Product: C-type lectin domain family 2 member E-like
Exons: 6
Coding region: 1069-1872 (267 amino acids)
Cellular component (GO): external side of plasma membrane
Source: RefSeq, a predicted model, not a curated record
UUCACGCGGCCGACCCUUGUUCGAUUCCUCUGCCCAUCUCGGAGAGCCCGGCAAGCUACCAAGAGUAUCGUGCCCGUACGGCAGAGCCUGGCAAGCUACCUGUGGCGUAUUGAAUAUGCCAAAAACAAUAACGAGAAGUCUCUCAAUGAGAGACCUUACUGGUGCCCGCUCGAGCAAAUCGAUGAGCAAUGGGAUGACAGUGACAGUGACAGUGAGAUAGUAACUGAUGCCAUAGAAAUUCAAUGGUUAUGGCAUCAGAGUGCAAUAUAGGUGACUUAUGACUCUGAAGGAGAUUGGGAGAGGACGGACAGUCCAGGUGGGAGAAGAGAAAUAAGAGAGGAAUGGAGCAUGAUGCUGGGGAGGAUAGUAGAUUCAGGGAAAUAAAGGAGAAAAGAAAGAGAGGUUUGGAGAAACUAGUCACUGUCAUCCUGUUGCUCAUCGAUUUGCUCUAGCGGGCACCGUAAGUUUGGGGUAGAGAGCACAUUGCAACUGGCCUGGUAACUUUCCCUUAUUAAACACAAAAUUCCUUCAAUUCUUGGGAGACUUUUCUUGGAGGCUAAGGGUCAAGUUCUCCAAGGUGGAAUAAGGGUGUUAAAGUCAAGUUCUCUUCUCGGUUCAGUACAGGUUUUGUGUGCUCCUAUUUUCUUAACUUAUUGCUCUGGCCUCUGUCAAAAUAAUGCUCCAUAAUUUUCUUUCAAACUGCUUUUCUUUGGGGCCAGAGAUAGAGAUUGAGCACCUGAGCACCUGCUCUGUGUACAGGAGACCAGGGUUGAUCUCUACCACCAUAUGACCCCCUGAGAACUGUGGGAUAUGGCUGCAAAACAGAGCCGAACAAAAAUAAUGAUGAUAACUUGUCCAUCUUUUAACUAGGUUGGUGCCAGAGCCCGUCCUCCCUGGGCCAUUGCAGAACAGUGUGUCCGAGCUCUCCUCAGAGUCCCAGGGUUCAGCUGCACACACGCCUGCAGAAGCCCAGGAUAGGAGCACCUAUUAAGCCUCUGAGACCAGGAGGAACAGCAGAGACGCAGCCCUUCGGGACUGCUAGAGAAGAAGCCUGCUCCUUUAACUGUGAUGUUCAGUCUCCGGGAGAAAUUGGAGAUCACUGUGAAGAGAAGCCAGCUAGACCUUUCAUCUGCCUUGAAAACUGCCAAGAGGCCACACACAACAGGGAAGAGUCCUGGCGGGCACCACAGUGCCGGAGAUUUCCCUGGGCCCCAUACUGAGCUGAUUACACCGAGAUGCCCCAGAUGGAGAAGGCACAGUUUCCUGCCUUCGCCAGAUGGAAUCCCAGGGACCAUGAGCUUCUACAAGCAAGACUCCGGUGCAGAUAUCCAAGAAAGAGAUAGAAAGACUCGACUUUCUGAAAUUCUUCACAGACAUGCUCGUUGCCUCGUCAUUAUUUUGAUCCUGGUAAUAAUUUUGGUUUCACUUUCUGUUACUUUGAUAGUUUUAGAAAGAAAGAAAAGAACAGUCUCAGAAAUGCACGUGCAUCCUGCCUGCCCACCAUUGUGGAUUGGAUUUGGAAACAAGUGCUUUUAUUUUUCGGAAGACACGGGAAACUGGACAUUCAGCCAGACUGUCUGUGACUCAUUGGGGGCUCAUCUUGUUCACAUUGACACCUCAGAGGAACUAGUUUUUCUGAAAAGAUAUAAAGGCCCCUACGACCAUUGGAUAGGCCUUCGAAGGGAAUCGCCAAGUCACUCAUGGAAAUGGACAAAUAACACUGGAGGCAACAUUGUGUUUCAGGUCACGGGAACUGGGGAAUGUGCCUACUUGCAUGACAAUGGCUUGAGCAGUGGUAGGAUUUACUCAGACAAAAAAUGGAUUUGUAGCAAACCAAAUGGCUAUGCUUGUCAAAAUACUUCAAAUUCAUAAACAGAAAGCCACACUGUGCUUGUUAUCUACAGUUGCUGAAUGCUUUCCUAAAAGUGUUGACCUCAAAAUGUGUAAUACCAGUUGAUAGCAAAGAUGGAACUGAGUCAGAGAGAAUCGCAGGGAGCCUUCCCCCACCAAAAUGAAACAAUUUGGGAUAACAUAAUUCUAAACUAAAUAGACCUUUAGGUAGGAGUUAAUACUUGUAACUUGAACCCAGAGAAAAAGUCAGUCUCACGAAAUCCACUUCUAUAAUACACAUAAAACUUUCCCUGCAUAGAGCAUAAAAAUGAGUUUGCUAAAGCCAGACAAAAUCUUUUUAAUAACCAAAUGAGAAAAACCCAAGUGAUUUUGGAAUUUAAAAUAUGUGGAUAGCUGAGUUCUUUUGCUGUCGGUUACACAUGUAAGAAGACAUUUUUAAAGUAGUAUUCUGAAGCAUUAUUCUGCAUUUUAAAGAAUUCUACUUACUAACAAAGUAAUAUUUACACAUUUGCAUUUCACUUUGAGUAAACACAGAGAGUAUCACAAUUCUUGGGCUGAAGAGCUCCUUGGAGCAGUAGAGCACAUACCUAGGAUGUUUGAGGCCCUGGGUUUGAUGUCCUCCCUCCCCCUUGGACUCCCACAGUUCAGCCCUGAUGGUCCUCAAUACAGCUUAGCUCAGCUUCAAAUCAAGUUGUGACACCCAAAUUCAAGGCUGAGAGUAACUGGGAGUGUCUACCUCACAUCCUGAGAAUUCCUGGGAGUGGCCCUUAUAAUAAUAUAUCACUAGGGGCCCUCUGCGCCUAAAGACUUUGAUUCCAAAGAUGUAACACAUUCGGGCAUCCAGCGCAGCACCCAAGAGCGAUGCACUGGGACACCAAACUGGGCUACAACUCGGUGCUGCUGGGGGUGGAUUUUUUUUUCCUCCCCACCCUGUCUUCCUGCAUGGAAAUCGGCGGGCUGGUGGCACCAUGUGGCAGGCGCCAUCUUCUGUAACUCCAGACCCACAGGUAUUCGGAUUUUACUUUGGGGGCUCCCAGGAACUCAUGGGAAGGGGGCGUAACCGGCACGCCCUCGGCCCAGAUAAACCCGGAGCCGCUGAGCGCGAAUCGGACCCUCUGCGCCUAAAGACUUUGAAUUCAGAGACUUCUUACAGCAAUGCACUGGGACUGUGAGCUGGGCUAUGUAAUUUCUGGCAGAAUUUUCCCUGGACUUUAUACAGAAAUCCAAAACCGUGCGAACGCUGCGGACUUAACAUUUAUAAUUGUCAGCAAUGUGAAUCGGUUCCAUUUGAACAGGUCUGACUUGGGGGGGAAACUCCAAAUAAUAACAGUAAGUUUUUGUUGAAAAUAUUGAAGGUUUUUAAUGUAGCAGCCACCUCUGGACUGUGAACUAAGCAAAAGUCCCACGCUGGCCGACGUGGCGUGGCGUACACCAUAUUAUGAGGCGCAGGAAGGGGGAUGAGGGGGAGAAAGAAAAAAAAAAGGGAAAAGGAAAAAGAAAAAAAAGAGAGAGAGAGAGAGUUAUGUCAACUAUAGUGAGUUUUGUGUUGAAUUAUGGAAUGUAAUCAAGGUAAAGAAAAAAUGAAGUGAAAUUCAUUAGUUAUACAGUAGGUGGUAGGGGGUUGGGGCGGGGGGUAUGCUGGGGUUUCUGGUGGUGGACUGUGGGCACUGGUGAGGGGAUGGGUGUUUGAAUAUUGUGUGACUGACAUAUAAACCUGGGAACUUUGUAACUUUCCACAUGGUGAUUUAAUAAAAAUUAAAAAAAUAAUAAUAAUAUAUCACUAUAUCACUGUACCACUGUCAUCCCUUUGCUCAUCGAUUUGCUUGAGUGGGCACCAGUAACAUCUCCAUUGUAAGACUUGUUGUUACUGUUUUUGGCAUUUAUAACUAAAUAAUUAAAAUAUUAGGAAAUAAAUCCAUCAUGUUUGAUUUAAACUUCCAAUUUUAUGACAGAUUGAAGUGGUGAGAGUCUUUUAAGCAAUUGAUAUCCAAGCAGACAUGUUUAUAUGCUUUGGGGUUUAUAAACAAUAAUGCUUUGGAUUAUGGGUUGUUCUGCUACACUGUAGUGAGGAGUCCCAAAUAGGAUGGAAUAACAAUGCGCAAUGCUUUCUGUCUCGUAGACAUGUUCAAGUAAAAAAGAAAAAUCAAUAAAAAAUUGUAAAUUCUUGGGGCUGGAGUGACAGCACAGCGGGUAGGAUGUUUUCCUUGCUAACCUGGGUUUGAUUCCCAGCAUCCCAUAUGGUUCCCUGAGCAAUGCCAGGCAUAAUUCCUUAGUGCAUGAGCCAAGAGUAACCUCUGUGCAUCGCCGGGUGUACCCCCCCUCCAAAAAAAAGCAAAAAAAAAUUGUAAAUUCUUUCUAAAUAAAAUUGUAUCACUGUCACUGUCAUCACUGUCAUCUCAUUAUUUCUCAAUUUACUCAGUGGGCACAUGUAACAUCUCUAUUCCUCCCAGCCCUGAGAUUUUAGCAGCCUCUCCUUACUCGUCUUUCCCAACUACUGGAGGCUCUUUCGGGUCAGGAUAAUGAGACUUAUAGUUACUGUUUUUGGCAUAUCGAAUAUGUCACAGGGAGCUUGCCAGGCUCUGCUCAUGCGGGUGGGAUACUCUCGGUAGCUUGCAUACUUGACUGACAACCCCUGCUCCGGGAUUUAUGGUGAACUGACAUUACAUAUCAUUUCAUUCAGCAGAUAAUUACUGAAUAUUUUCUCUAUGUGUGAUUUUUCCUGGAAAAAACUGAGACCAACUGCAUAAUAAACUUUAAAAUGAAACAUGUAUAAAGUUGCUAUGCCAGCGUUAAAAUAAUAAUGUAUAUAUAUGUAUACCUCCUAGGAAAUUGUAUAUAUUUUAAAUAUAAAACAAUUGUGUUUUUAAGUUUUGUACAUACAGAUGUAUUAAAUAAAAUAAAUAUUAUCAGUAAUAACCUUA